AUGGGAUUUUCUUGUACUGGUGAUACGCAUGAUCCUCGUCCAUGGUGCCUUGUAUAUGGUGAAAAAUUAUCAAAUGAAGCAAUGGUACUCAGUAAACUUAAACGUCAUUUGUUUUCUAAGCAUUCACAUUUGAUUGACAAAAAUAUUACAUGUUUUCAACGAUUAUUAAAGUCACAAUCUCAACAAAGUAAAAAUAUGAUAAAAAUUGUGAAGAUCUCUGAAAAAUCUCAAGAAUCAAGUUAUAUAGUAACAGAGCUUGUGGCUAAAACAAUGAAACCACAUACAAUAGGUGAGCAGAUAAUUUUACCUGCUUGCCGUGAAAUUGUGAAAAUAUUCUUUGUAAUAGAAGCUGAACAAGAAAUAUUGAAAAUUCCUUUAUCUGAUAAUAAAAUUAGUAGGCGCAUAAACAACAUGUCCGAAGUUAUUGAGCACCAAGUAUUAAAUAAGCUACACGAUUCUCAUAGGUUUGCGCUACAAUUAGACGAAUCUAUAAAUUUAAGUGGAAAAACACAGCUUUUGGUUUUUGUGCGCAUGGUAGUUGACGAUAUUAGUGAAAACUGUUUUUGUUGUAAAGCAUUGCCCGAAACAAUGAGAGGUGAAGAUGUUUUUAAAGUUUUGGACGAUAAUUUAUCAUCAGUAAGUUUAUCAUGGAACAAUUGUAUUGGAAUAUGUACUGAUGAAGCGCCUUCAAUGACUGGCUCAAUUAAAGGUUUCAUUUCUUUAGUCAAGAUAAAAAAUUCAAAAAUUAUUUUUACCUACUGCUUCUACCAUAGAGAGAUCCUAAUGGUAAAAUCUUUAAUGGAUGCAGACUAUUUAAGAUUGAUUUUAUACAGCUCAGUAAGAUGGCUCUCUAGGGGCAAUAUUUUAUCACGAUUUUACAAUUUGAGAGAGGAGUUACUUGUAUUUUUAACCAUAGAAGAAUCUGAAUUCAACUUUCUUGGUGAUGAAGUAUGGUGGACAAAGUUAUCCUUUUUAACUGAUUUGUUUGAACAUCUCAAUAAACUAAAUUCAAGUAAACAAGGUCGCAAUGAAAAUAUGUUAACAUCUUCAGAUAAAAUAAUGGCUUUCAUCGAAAAAUUUAAUCUAUGGAAAACUAAAGUUAAUCAAGGUUGGAAUUACUUGGUUGAUUUAAAACUUGUUGAAGAAGAAAAUCUCUGUUCAAUUAAAAAUAAUCGAAUAGUGCAGUUGAAAUUCAAAGAGAUCACACUCAAUAAAUUCUGGAUAUAUGUUUCUGAAGAAUAUCCAGAAAUAUCUAUAAAAGCAUUGACGAUUCUUUUACCGUUCUAA
Sipha flava (yellow sugarcane aphid) is the source of this 1287-nucleotide messenger RNA. RefSeq names its product zinc finger BED domain-containing protein 5-like. Bases 1 to 1287 code for a protein of 428 amino acids. The record is from RefSeq and is a predicted model, not a curated record. The transcript has 4 exons. NCBI's taxonomy places the organism in Eukaryota, Metazoa, Arthropoda, Insecta, Hemiptera, Aphididae.